AUGCCCCUCGCGUUCGACUGUCGCCCCCCCAGCCCUCCGUCCCCUCCGCUCCCGCCAGACCGCUGCCCCGCUUCCCGGACUCCAGCGGCGGCGCGGGCCCCGCAGAGGCCAGGCUCGCCCCCUCAGGGCCGCUCGCCGCCUCCCUGCACAAAGCUGCAGCUACCGCGGCAGCCCUGCCGCCCGCAGCAGCGGCAGGAGCGGGGCAGGCUCCUCCCGCCAGGCCGGAGCUGUCACCGGCAGGGCAGGGGCUGCGCCGGCAGCGCCCGAGCCUGCGGGCAGAGCGGCCUGCGGAGGGCUGGCCCGGCCGCCGCCGCCUCCUUCCCAGGCUGCUCUCCCCGCUUCCCCCGGCUCCGCCAGCCGCCCAGCGGCGCAGGGCAGCCGGGCGCGGCCCGCCGCAGGCCCUCCACCUAG
This is a messenger RNA of Gavia stellata (red-throated loon), 411 nucleotides long. RefSeq names its product collagen alpha-1(I) chain-like. The record is from RefSeq and is a predicted model, not a curated record. NCBI's taxonomy places the organism in Eukaryota, Metazoa, Chordata, Aves, Gaviiformes, Gaviidae. The transcript has a single exon. Bases 1 to 411 code for a protein of 136 amino acids.